AUGAGCAAGGUGCUCCAGAUGGCCUUCAAGCCCGUCGAGUGGAUCUUCAAUUGGCCGGACAAGGACAACCUCUUCUUGUCCAAGGUCUACGCCCCGGUAGACGAAGAGACGACCAGAGCAUGCGAGGUCGUGGGAGCGCUUCCAGAGGCUCUGAACGGAACGCUGGCUCGGAACGGGCCAAACCCCAAAUUCAAACCGAAGGCCGGCUAUCACUGGUACGACGGAGAUGGCAUGGUUCACAGCGUCCAGAUCAAGGCCGGAAAGGCAACGUACUCCAACCGGUAUGUGAGGACGGAGAAGCUAAGGGCCGAGGAGGAGGCGGGCGAACCCGUGGCCAUGAACUUCGGAGACAUGGCGUCUAUGGUGGUCAUCCCGAAGAUGUUACUUAGCUCUCUUAAGGUCAAGCUCGGGAUAGUCCCUGACUUGGAUGCCGCUCUGGAAACGACCGCCAACACCAGCCUCGACUUCCACGCAGGUCGUCUCUUUGCGCUAUGUGAGGGAGGUCUUCCAUACGCCCUCCGCGUCAUGUGUGACGGGGUGAUUGAGACGAUCGGUCAGGCUACUUUCGACGGCCAGAUGAAGGCACCGUUCACGGCUCACCCCAAGAAAGACCCGGACACUGGCAAGCUGCACGCGUUUGGCUACCAGUUCAAGGACAACACCAAGCCGUACGUCACCUACUACGUGUUGGACACGAACGGAAAACUGGAGCGUCAGUUUCCCAUUGUGGGCAUCAAGAGGCCUAUCAUGAUGCAUGACUUUGCAAUCACGAAGAACUACGCAGUUUUCCUGGACUUCCCACUAUUGUUUAAGCCGGAGCUGAUCCUGGCGGGGAAGGUCCCCAUCGCGUUCGACGAAACGGCGGGCUCCAGGAUGGGUGUCCUCCGUCUGGAUGCCAGCGAUUCGUCCGAGAUGCUCUGGUUCGACAUGCCCCAGACGUAUUGCGCCUUGCACGUCCUCAACGCGUGGGAGGAAACGAUGGAGAAGACGGGAGGGCCAGCCGGGAUAGCUCCAACUAAAACUUCGGUGAUCAAAAUCCACACAUGUGACAUCAGUCGCCUGACGAUGGACUUCCGCAAGCUUUCGCAUGGUGUUGAUCAAGAUGAAUUGGCCAUCCUGCACACGGUCACUCUCAACCUGGACACCGGCGAGGUCACUAGAGAAAGCGUUCUCCCUUCUUCAAGGACUUUGUCCGAGGGGAUGGACUUCCCACAGCUCCGGCGGUCCCUCGUGGGAAGGAAGAACAGGUUUGGGUACUGCACCGUCAUGGACAUGAAAGGCGACGCCAUCGCCGAGGCCAAGAUCGACCUCCAGGCGGCAACGCCUAAACAGGCGCAAGUCGGGCGAAUCGACUACGAGGAUGGCUUUGUGGGCGGCGAGUGCAUUUUUAUCCCUUCCAAGCCCGACGACGGUGACGGUGACGGUGAGCUUGCGGGCGGAGAGGAUGAUGGCUACCUGGCAACCUUUGUGAGCCGGAAAGACGGCACUGGGACCUCAGAGCUGCGUGUUUUCGACGCCAAGACAAUGAAUUCGGAGCCGGUCGCCGCUGUCAAGCUACCGGCGAGGGUGCCCGCUGGGUUCCAUGCAAUUUUCGUCCCCGAGGCCGAACUCGCCACACAACGGCAGUAA
This is a messenger RNA of Ectocarpus siliculosus, 1629 nucleotides long. The record is from the annotation of a GenBank genome assembly. Lineage: Eukaryota; Phaeophyceae; Ectocarpales; Ectocarpaceae.